Priceomyces carsonii is the source of this 369-nucleotide messenger RNA. RefSeq names its product Yae1p (gene YAE1). Lineage: Eukaryota; Fungi; Ascomycota; Pichiomycetes; Serinales; Debaryomycetaceae. The transcript has a single exon. The record is from RefSeq and is a predicted model, not a curated record. The coding region runs from base 1 to 369 and encodes 122 amino acids.
AUGGAGAAUGUCAGUAAUGAAGACAUAUGGGCAGAUGAUGAUGAGUUGCACAUAAAUCCAAAUGCCGAUUUGGAGAGGAAUAAUGAGAAACGGGGAUAUCUUGAAGGUUUAACAAAGUCACAAGAAGAAAGCUUACAGAAAGGUUUCGAUGACAGCUAUCCGUAUGGAGCUGAGUUAGGUAUGCAGGUGGGUAAAAUAUUAGCACAGAUAAGCGCCAAUUGUGAUGGUAGAUUGAUCGAAGACGCAAAAAAGGAGCUAAAUAUAUCGAAAAUCUUGAACAAAAUGCAUUUUGAUGAAAAUCUUCAACUAAUCAAGAGCCAUCCGGUGAUUGAGAAAUGGACCCACAUAGUUCGAGAGGAAACAAAUUGA